This is a messenger RNA of Dimorphilus gyrociliatus, 676 nucleotides long. NCBI's taxonomy places the organism in Eukaryota, Metazoa, Annelida, Polychaeta, Dinophilidae. The record is from the annotation of a GenBank genome assembly.
UAUGGCAGAUAAGUCCAAAGAUUCAACGAGAGAACAGCGUAUUGCCCGCUUAAGACAGCUUCAGAUGAAACGAAAUGAAGCCAGAAAAAUGAACCAUGUUGCUGUUGUUGAAGAGGAUAAAAUGAAAAAUCUUCCCUCAAAUUGGGACGCAAAGAGAAAGAAGGUUGAUUGGGAGGAUACCGAAGAAGAAAGAAGAAAGGCAUGUGAGGAACGCGGUAUGUCUUAUGGUCGUGUCAAAAUGUUGGAACUAUCCGCUGAAGAUGCUGAAAGAAAAGACCUAAAAAAACAGAGAAAGAAAAAUCCAGAUGAAGGGUUUUCAAGUUUUGAACAAUCUACAUUUCGUCAAUAUUCACGAUUGACACGUCAAAUGAAACCUGACUUCGAAGAAUAUGAAGAAGAAAAAACGAAACUGGGAGAUGCCUUCUAUCCGGGAACCAACACUCUUGGCGUAUUGAAUCAUAAAGAUAGUAAAGAGGGGAUAGACAGGAUGGUGUCAGAUUUGAGUAAACAGCAAGAAAAGAGGCAGAAAUACAGCAGGAGAAGAGUUCAUGAUGAUGACGCUGAUAUUGAUUAUAUCAAUGAUAGAAAUGCUAAAUUCAAUAAGAAACUAGAGCGAUUUUACGGAGAACAUACAGCCGAAAUUCGACAGAACUUUGAGCGUGGUACAGCUGUAUAA